Molecule: messenger RNA, 1910 nt
Organism: Tribolium madens (black flour beetle)
Lineage: Eukaryota; Metazoa; Arthropoda; Insecta; Coleoptera; Tenebrionidae
Gene: Pus10
Product: tRNA pseudouridine synthase Pus10
Exons: 6
Coding region: 331-1764 (477 amino acids)
Biological process (GO): tRNA pseudouridine synthesis
Molecular function (GO): RNA binding; pseudouridine synthase activity
Source: RefSeq, a predicted model, not a curated record
AAAUUUCACACACUUAACUUUCUAAUGAAAAUUAUUCACCCCGUGUGUGUUUUUACCACGAUUUUAAACCCUUAAACUUUUUUUCGCGAGGAAUUUAACAAUUAGGGAAAAAGUAAUUACGUUUUCACUCACGUCACAUUCUUAUCUCUGUCAAUUUUAAUCUUUAUGAAACACGACUGUUUAUGCUGUAUGAUAAAAAAACACGUUUUUUACCGAUUUUUUUAUUAUUAUCACUACCGAAAACCGAAACACUUUUUGUAAAUUUUUUUGUGUUUAAUUGGUUGCAUAACCGAUGGCACUUAACCUCACUUUUUACAACCACAUUUGAAAAUGACUGAAACGGAUAAAAACGCUGUUUUGAAUUUUUUAUUGGAGACAGGUUGUUGCAAAAGGUGUGCGUUACGUUAUAUUGGCGAUGCUGGUGCCGAUUAUGACAAUCCUCAGCAAAAUGGACACGACCAGGGGGCUAAAAAAACAAAAUUAAAUCCUUGUAUCAUCUGUCUAGAUUUACUCCAAGAUGUGACUCUUGAAUCAAUGAUUCAGUGUCAAGAAUUGGAAAAAGUCAAAGAAUAUGACUGCAAGACUUUUAUUAACUUUAUUAGUUUUCCGAUUGCUGUUUUAAUAAGGGAACACAGCAUGGAAAUUUACAUGAAUGAGAAGUUUCCCAAGUUUUUUGAAGAUCAUUACAUUGUCCCCAUAAACAGGGCAUGGUCCUUAUCAAUACAAAACAAAUUGGGCGAAAAGCUUGGUAAAAAGUUCAACAAAGAUUCGUUACUUCAAAUCCAGUUUAACACAAGUUACGAAUUCGAGAAAGAGGAAUCAUCAAUUAUGUUUCUGAUGGAAAGCAAACUAAAAAAAAACAAUGAAGAGAACGAGGGGCUUAGUAGAAACGUAAUUGGUGAAUUUUUAAAAACAAUAAACACCGAACUUUUCAAAAAACAUGCUUCAGUCCCACCUGAAAUACCACGGAAAGCUUUAAGUUUCGACCAAAUGACUUAUAAGCACGAUUUUAUUUUUAUAGCAGGGAGAUACUGUAAAUUUUCACGGAAUCUCUUUCAAACACCUUGGGCCAAUGACGAAGUUCAAGUAAUUAACAGUUCAGUGCAGGAAAUUUUAUUUGAAUCACUAGAAAACGUUUUUAAAUGUAGCAGUUUAGUAUUUUCAUCAAGUGGACGUGAAGACUUCGAUGUUAGAAUGUUAGGAAGAGGGCGUCCCUUCUUCAUAAAAAUAUGCGACCCUAAAGUUACUAAAAUAUCAUUUGAACAGUUCCGUUCAAUCGAGAAACAAAUUGAAAAAACAAAUUUAAUCAAAGUCAGAGACUUGCAGUUUAUUUCACGCAAAUUGGUUAAUAACAUCAAAGAAGGCGAGCAGUUUAAACAAAAGACAUAUAGGGCGUUGUGUGUUGUCGACAAGUCUGACAAAAUCAGUGAUUAUAUUGAAAAAAUCAACAAGUUGAGAAGUCUCAAAUUGCAACAGAAAACACCACUCAGGGUGUACCACAGACGAUCAUCUGACAUCAGGGCGAGAGAGAUUUACAGUAUUGAAGCAAGAUCAGUCACAGGUGCUGAUAACUUAUUUGAGUUAGAUGUGGUGACCCAAGCCGGUACUUACGUCAAAGAAUUCGUCCAUGGAGAUCUUGGAAGAACUAAACCUUCAUUAAGUGAAAUAAUCGGGGGUUACGUCGACAUAAUCGCUUUAGACGUUCUAGACAUCCAUUUAGAUUUUCCACCACGUUUAAAUAAAAAACAAGACUCAAUUGAGUAAUUCUAUUUGGUAACUCAAACAAUACUGGAGUAACAAAACAGUCCGAUGAUAGGAACAUAACAAAAAACAAAUUUUUUGCCCGUGUGACUAGAUGGCAAUACUAAAAUGUUACAAUGCGAUUAUCACAAAUAAAUACUUUGUUUUUA